UACAGUUUGUUCAAGUUGACUGACUUCGGACUUCGACCUACGAAGUUGUUCUCCCUUCUUGUUGACUGUGAGGGACACCCACGAAUUCCAGACAUAUCUUGGGUGCAAUAUGAACUCGUAUCCACCAGAGCUGCUGGCUCAGCUGGCCCCAGUCAUGUUUGUCGCUGGGUUAGACGUUCCCUCGUCCUCAGCCACCCCUCAAUCCCCGUCCCCGAAACAACAGGAUCCGUUCGUGGCACUAGCUAUCCGGUUACGUGAGGCCUUAACGUCGCAACGAAAGGUGGCCAUCUGGCAACCUGACAAGUCGAAAACAUUUCAGGUCAUUCUAGUGGAUCCGGAAGUGCGGUUUCCUCCACGUAAGAUCGCACCAGCUGAGGAUCAGCAAUUUCAUACACCACAUUCACCGUUAUCACCGUUAACACCUUCAUCACCUCUUUACCCUGACGGACUCAUCGCUCCAAUAUGGAUUCGUAAACAUACCACUCUAGUUCCCUCUGUGUUUGUGCUGUUCAAGCGCAUAUAUGAACAUCCACAUACAUCUAGUCGGACGCCUCUUGAUACCCAUGAUCCCGAGCGUGACCGGGAACGCGAAGCUGAGGAGCGUCGGAAGGAUAGUGAACUUGCUGCAGAAAUAGCUCAACGUAAGAAGAGUACGAAUGAGCGAUCUAUCAAGCUCACUGUAGUGCUGAUGGCCAGUAGGAAAAUGCUAGAUGACCCUGCGCUGGAUGCUCGACUAACGUUUAUUCGACGGCAAAGUGGACUUGAUCCUCGCGCUGCACUUUUUGUCUUGAGCCCAGUAACAUCCGCCGAAAUUGGCGACUUUGUCCGCAGUCUCCAAGAAGCGUUGUAUGAGCCUGCAAUUGAAUACUACACGAAUCAUUCAAAGCGUGUUAGGCGUAAACGCAACCGUCACAGUCAGGCCAAUGUGUCAUAUCAGCUGCCGCUCACGACCAUCGGUUCUACCAGUGCCCAAAGACCAUUACGCCCAGAAGGAUGGACUGUGCGUUAUGAGUACAAAAUGGCUUGUUUCGCCGAGUUCAGAGGCGAAGAUGACAUAGCACUGAAGCACUAUCAUGAUGCCUAUUCAGCACUUCAUAUUAUGCUUGGUUCCACGGCUAUUUUACCUCCGAGGACGAAAAGGUGGGCUGAAGCUAAAGUACUUGCAGAUUGCAUCAGCGUGAAGAUAUGCAAGCUGUACCUGUACAAUAACGAACAUGCGAUGGCGCUGGCCCACCACAGUUCACACAUGCGGCUGUUCUCUGAUCUUUCCCGAGGCUGGGGCAUCGGCGAGGAAACGUUCGAGUUCUGGAGUUGGUUGGCGAGACAACAUCGUGUAUUCGCAGAACUAUUGGAACAAGGCACUCGUUCGACUCUCAAGAUACCUACGCACCUUCCAAGUCCGGGUGUGGCUAGUCAAACUCAGGAGACUCAGCGAGGUUCUUUGGAAGUUGAAGCAAUGCGUGCAUUAGGACUGAACCCGACUCAGGCCCUACAACACCCAGGCUUCUACUAUUACAUGGCUGCCAGAUGUACUGAAAAUCGAAGAGACCGAUAUUUGCGAGCCCUUGAGAAUGAGUCUUCACAUCAUGCCUCCCCAGGAUUUGUGAAUGAGAGGAAGGUUGACCAUCUGAGCAUCGUGCUUGAGCUGUAUACUAGGGCAUAUGAGUUGUUCAAGAAGUACAGUACAUCGAGCAGCCAAAGUCAAGGACGGUUAACUUUGUGGAUCGCCUAUCUUAUUGCACAGACAUACUACGAGUCUGGGAAGUUUGAGAUGGCAGUUCGUUUCUUCGAGCGAAUAGCUAAGACAUACAGACGCGAGCAGUGGGACGCUCUAUUGCGUCCCCUCCUAUCGACGUGGUAUAGAUGUGCACAACACCUUGGAGAUAUGGAAUUGAGUGUACAGCUGUUACUGGAGAUUAUUGGGCAUGGUCCUCAGGAUGACCAGGAUGACCCGGAAAGCUUAGAAGAGGACCUUCUCGCCGUCCUUAAGAGUACUGUGCCUUCUUCCGACCAGGUUUUGACCGUUGACCUCACUGAGUCUGGUCCCCUACUUGAUACUUCCGCCGUUUUCUGGAAGUCCCAUGUCAAUGUCGACCAGGCAGCGGCAUUCCAAAUCACACUCACCGCUCCGGAGAUCAUUUCUCUUGCUUCCCUUCCAUUCACCUCCUUGUUGGUUCAAUUUUCGGGGGAUCUUCCUUCAAUCACCGUCCAACACACGGCACCGGAAUCGGAUGCAGACGUUUCCUCAUUGCAGAAAAUUGAUCUAGGAGACCUUUCGACAUCCUCCAGUGACAAUGAAGAUAAGGACAAGGAUAUCAAAGCCAAUUUGCGGUGGAGGCCUGGAGAUACACUCAUUCUAUGUGGUAAUUUGACAUCUAGUGUGCCGAGUAACAUGACGGUUUCCAAGCUGGUUUUGACUCUGAAGGAGGGUAACUGGAACAUCGACCUCCCCUUGCACCCGAACAGUAGACGUUCUGGGACAAUUCCGUAUCCUCGGUGGCUAGGCUCUCUUAGUCCCGUGAGGUUCAUUCCUGUGCACAGAGACAAUUAUUCAUUCGUGGUUGUUCGACAUCGCCCACAUGUUGUAAAAGUGUCGCUAUCCAGCGAAGGACCUGCAUACCUUGGUGAAGAGUUCCCCAUUGUCAUCGAUGUGACGAACGCGGAUGAUCGAGAACUGGAUAUUGUCGUCGAUAUCUUACUGCAGCCUACUGAGAUCGAAGAAGCUGAUAACUUCAUCAGCGUUGACGAAGAAAGGUCGUCCUCUCUGAUCAAAGGCGUUGAAUUUGGCGUACUCCCUCCUGGGGUCAAUAUGAACAAGACGCUCUAUCUGGCUUGUUCCGGUGCCGUAGGAGAUAGAGUCAUAGACAUUUCUGUGCAGUCCCGAUCGAUGGCUUCGGUUUCGCCCACAACGCCUGUUACGCCUCAGAGUCCUUCACAAGUGGCGGACACAGGAGAGACAUUACGGACAUUGGUUGUGCCUACGGUCGAUCCUAUUACAGCCACGCAUCACGUCACUUAUCGGAGAUCGACCAAGCCCUCUCCAGGACUUGGAGACCUCGAUACAUUCGAAGGCGAUUACUGGGACGAUGCAGGUGAAGCGCAUGUCGUCACGACCAUGACAUCUGUUGGACCGUCUGGAAUCUUUGUUGAGGGUCUUAAGCUCUUGCGCGAGGAUGGCACUUAUGCCAAAGUUAAUGAAAGUACGGUUGAUCAAGACGAAGACGAAUUUCUAACUGAGUGGCAUACUGGUGACGAGUUCUGUGACCAAUGCCGGAUCUCACUCGCGCGCUUAGACGAACCUUUGGGAGGUGGAUACAUUCCAGGACCAGGAACCUAUGAGGUUUCUUGGCGAAGAUUACUUCCGAAUAAUCAGAAAGGCUCCCUUGCCAAAACUCGCUUCUCGCUCCCUCCACUGAAACCGCCAUCGGACGGACUAAUUGCUCUCCUCAACGUUCCCAAUACGGCAAAACUCCACCAGACCAUUCCUCUUCAGCUGACUAUUCGCAAUGGCCAUCCGACUAAAUCGGCUAAUAUCAUCCUACAACUGGAACCCGAUGCCGUAACGGAUGGUUUUGUAGUCGCGGGAAUCCGGAACGGGCGAUUGCCAAUUCUUCUACCAGGCGGCGAGGAGAUCAUCAAGUGGAACCUCAUUCCAAUAGAAUGCGGCUGGGUUAAGGUCCCGAAGAUCAAGGUGAUGAAUCGUAGGCCACCACCACCAUCUGCUCAUGGACAAGCUCACGAUGUCGAAGGGGAAGGGGAGAUUGUGGAGGUUGUUGAUGUUAGAUGGGAUGGUCGACCCGAGCAGUCUGUUCGAACGUCAGUAGAUGUCGCUCGGAAGAGCGUUGAAGUGCCCAAGGUAGAGAUGCAUCCGAGUGACGCUGCACAGUUUGCCGCAGUCGUCUUGGUGCUACCAUAGUUAUAUAGCAUUCUUGGUGCACGAGAUGUAAUGUGUAGCACUGCAUGUUUGCGAUUCUCAUUGUAUUUCGCAAUGACUACAACAGCGCUGUCCAAGUUCAAGUUCCAUCUUGAUGCCUAAUGGCAAUUGUUUAACCUUC
Molecule: messenger RNA, 4055 nt
Organism: Somion occarium
Lineage: Eukaryota; Fungi; Basidiomycota; Agaricomycetes; Polyporales; Cerrenaceae
Source: the annotation of a GenBank genome assembly